GGCGACGGCCGCAGCCGCCCCUCCCGCAACCCCAUCUCGUUGACUCGCCUCCCCUCCCGCCGAACCGUCGUCACAUCGAUCGCGCACGCGAACGAAACCCAACCCCAAUCGCCGCUCGCUCGCUCGCACGCACGAGCCCCGCGGCGAGAAGACGACCGGCCCGGCGCCGGGAAUGGUGGGCGCAGCGAGGCGGAAGAAGCGGGUGGGGCGGUACGAGGUGGGCCAGACCAUCGGCCAGGGUACCUUCGCCAAGGUCAAGUUCGCCGUAGACGCCGACACGGGCGCCGCCGUCGCCAUGAAGGUGCUCGACAAGGACACCAUCCUCAACCACCGCAUGCUGCACCAGAUCAAAAGGGAAAUAUCAAUAAUGAAGAUUGUAAGACACCCCAACAUAGUUAGGCUUAAUGAGGUGCUAGCUGGAAAGACAAAGAUAUACAUAAUCUUGGAACUUGUCACUGGAGGUGAACUGUUUGAUAAAAUAGCCCGCCAAGGGAAGCUUCAUGAGAAUGAAGCUAGGAAGUACUUCCAGCAGCUUAUUGAUGCCAUUGAUUAUUGCCAUAGCAAACGAGUGUAUCACAGAGAUUUGAAGCCUGAAAAUCUGCUUCUCGACUCACGUGGAAACUUAAAAGUUUCUGAUUUUGGACUUAGCACACUGUCCCAGAAUGGAGCAGGCCUUCUUCACACAACAUGUGGAACUCCAAAUUAUGUUGCUCCUGAGGUGCUUGGAAACAAUGGGUAUGACGGAUCUGCGGCAGAUGUUUGGUCAUGUGGUGUUAUUCUUUAUGUUUUAAUGGCUGGUUACCUCCCCUUUGAGGAAAAUAACCUUCCAAGCUUGUAUGAAAAGAUAACUGCAGCUCAGUAUUCGUGCCCAUAUUGGUUCUCCCCAGGAGCUAAGUCAUUGAUCCAAAGAAUACUUGAUCCAAAUCCAAUAACUCGUAUCACUAUUGAAGAAAUAAUGGGAGACCCAUGGUUUAAGAAGAACUAUGCAGCUAUUAGACGUGGUGAAGAUGAAAAUGUCAGCCUGGAUGAUGUUCAGGCUGUUUUCGACAAUAUUGAGGACAAGUAUGUAUCUGAGGAAGUGACUCACAAGGAUGGUGGUGGUCCUCUUAUGAUGAAUGCAUUUGAGAUGAUUACUCUAUCUCAGGGUUUGGAUCUUUCAGCAUUGUUUGAUAGGCAACAGGAGUUCAUUAAACGCCAAACCCGUUUUGUCUCAAGAAAACCAGCUAAGACUAUAGUAGCUACAAUCGAAGUUGUUUCUACAUCUAUGGGUCUCAAGGUCCAUUCCCAGAAUUACAAGCUGCGGCUUGAAGGAGCAUCAUCAAACAGAAUGAGCCCAUUUACUGUUGUUCUAGAGAUUUUUGAAGUUGCCCCUUCUCUAUUCAUGGUCAAUGUUCGAAAGGUUGCCGGUGACACUCUGGAAUACCACAGGUUCUACAAGAACUUAUGCAGCAAACUUGACAGUAUAAUCUGGACGCCGACAGAAGUUUCUGCAAAACCUACAUUGCUGAGGACGACCACUUGCUAGCCUAGCACUGAGCCACUGAUGCAGUAACACACACAGCAAUGAGAGCCAAAGAUGGGAGCUUCUCUGAAAUCCGAAGCUGCUUUCGCAGGCGACACAUGUACCGCAGCUGAAUCUUUAGUAGAUCAGACAAGGCAGCUUAUAGCACCGGAUGUUUGUAGCAAUGUCAGUUUAGAUAGUCUGUAUAGUGCGAGUUGUGCAGCCUGUAUGUAAUAGGAUCCAGAAUUUCCACAGAAUCGAUUCCUUGAUAUGUAUCAGGCAAUCAGCUGGCUGGCGUGCUCAUGCCAGAUCUUGUAAAUGCUCGAGAGAUCCAAGACCAUCUGAUUUUGUGAAGGGCAUGCAAAUCGUUCUGCUGCCUAUACGCUGGAAUGGCUUCUGGACGUGAGAAAUGGUUGUUGCAAUGUAGGCCUUGGUUUCCUA
This is a messenger RNA of Phragmites australis (common reed), 1942 nucleotides long. RefSeq names its product CBL-interacting protein kinase 24-like. The transcript is spliced from 14 exons. NCBI's taxonomy places the organism in Eukaryota, Viridiplantae, Streptophyta, Magnoliopsida, Poales, Poaceae. Gene Ontology annotation, biological process: signal transduction; protein phosphorylation. The coding region runs from base 173 to 1525 and encodes 450 amino acids. Gene Ontology annotation, molecular function: protein kinase activity; ATP binding. The record is from RefSeq and is a predicted model, not a curated record.